Molecule: messenger RNA, 711 nt
Organism: Histoplasma mississippiense
Lineage: Eukaryota; Fungi; Ascomycota; Eurotiomycetes; Onygenales; Ajellomycetaceae
Exons: 3
Coding region: 1-711 (236 amino acids)
Source: RefSeq, a predicted model, not a curated record
AUGUCCGUCACAUUUGCAAAAGCCCCAGACCUUGCGAAGACCCAAGCCGAACAAAUCACCCAGUGGACCCAAAAGCUGAUCGAUGCCGUAACGAAGAUUCGACAAGAUGCACAGGCUGCCGCAAAUGUGUGCCAAGAACGCCUCCAGGUCACAAUUCGCGAGCUUAGCACGCGUGGGAAUGCAACAAAGAAGAAGAUCUUAGAAAACAAUAAUCUGGAUACAUCGCGAACUGUAAAGGCAAACUUCAGGCUAGUGUUUGGGCCGCCAAAACACUCGGAAUACUGCAGCAAAACCACGAAAUAUGCAAUGGAAUCCAAUGCUGUGAGGAUUAAAACAGUUCGUGGGCUAUGCGAAAGUUAUCCCGACGCUGUUAUCACCCUAUCAACGAGCUAUCCUACCAAAGUGUGGACGGAAUCAAGCGCGGAAUUAUUUGACGGUCUCAUAAAGGUGUUGAAGAAGGAUGCGGAGAAAGAAGUAGGGGUGAAUUGGCCAAGCGAGAUUUUGGAUAUCAUGGAUGCGCUUGCAGAAGAAAGGCCGAUGUGUGACGAGUUCAAGGUACUUCGUGUUGAGACCGAUGGCAAGUGUGUUGGCUAUUCUGCAGAGCGAAUUCUCACCUACGAUGACCAGGCACGAUGUGGUGUUCAUGUUUUGGCUUCUUUCCCAUUUCCAUUGUCGACUGUUCUGGAGCGCCGUUCUGAAUGGUUCAGAUAA